AUGGCUUUUAGUUUUAAAUCUUCUAAGUACUUGCUCAUAGCCCUUAACUUACUCUACUUAGUUGUUGCUUUCAUUCUUGUUGGCGUUGCUGCGUAUGCCAGGCUGAGCAUCUAUGUGACGAGCGUUCAUAUUGUUGGCGGUAUUAUAGCUUGUGGAGUCUUCCUCUUUGUGCUUGCUGUAGUUGGAUUGUUGGGCGCUAUCAAACACAACCAGCCAAUAUUAUUUUUCUAUAUAAUCCUACUUUUCAGCCUCUUUCUCGUCCAGUUUUCUGUAGCAUGCGCUUGUCUGUCACUCUCCAGUGAUUAUCAAAAGAUUUUAGUUGAGACGGCGUGGAAACAAAGCUCCAAUAACUCAAAACUAACUGUCAUGACGGCGUUUAAGUGUUGUGGUCUCCAUAAAGCCGAUCUGCUUCCAUCUGACCCACUGGGAUGUCCCCCGUGCAAGUUAGCCAAGCUGUCUUGCUGCGAUACACCUGAUGGUGAAACUGCUAAAUGCUGUCAAGGUCCAGAUGUGGGGAAUAAAACGUUUUGCCCAUGUACUACAACUUGUUGGACUGUAAUUCAAGAACGGUUAUCAACUGGUGUCCGAGUUACUGGUGCCACUAGCCUUUUCUUCAGCGUUAUUGAACUUCUAGGAGUCUGGACAGCUCUUCGCUAUCGGCACCAACGUGAUCCUUUACUUGAUCCGAACAGCGUUCUUUGA
Messenger RNA from Schistosoma bovis, 702 nucleotides. NCBI's taxonomy places the organism in Eukaryota, Metazoa, Platyhelminthes, Trematoda, Strigeidida, Schistosomatidae. The record is from the annotation of a GenBank genome assembly.